AAUCAUGCUUUGAGAUGUGAUGCACACAGAGACAAAAUGGAUCGACAAUUUUGUGGUUUGAAUUUUCGAUUGAAAAUGGGUAAACGGCGACAUUUGAAUAAGUUCAUCAGUAAAUGGAUCAAGAGUGACCUGCCGGAAGAUCGCUCAACGGUGCUGCUGCUCGGCGUCACCAGGAUUCCGACCUCUCCGUUGCCGGCUCGUCGUCCCUGUACCCUCCCUCUCGACCCGAAUCUAACCCUUUCGUCCACCCCUUCCGUCGAGAGCAAUUCCCAAAAAUCGUCGACUGCACAGUCACGUCGGACGUCGUUUUCGACGAGGCGACGACAGACGAAGAGUUCGUCGAUCAAACGACGGCCCGAAAAGAGCGACGAUUCGACGGGAAAAUGCUCCUCGUCCUCAUGGGAGAAUCCCAACGACGACGACGAACUCACGUCGCCGUCUUCUAAUUGCGUUUCGGGUAAUGAAAACGCUUUUACCGAAACGGUGAUGGACCGAUCCGUGGACUCCAUCGGGACUUGCUCUCUCGACGUUGAAGCGUCCGCUGAUCUUUCAGACUGGUCUGAAGCUUCUUCCGGUGGCACCCUCCGAAGCGCUAGCAUCAAGACCCCCACGACUGAGCCUCAUUUACCCUCUUAUCUCAGUUUGGCCUGCACUGUUAACGGCUACUCCACCACAACCAACUACGACCCGGUGCGCCUUGCCCGAUCUCGAGACACUUCCCCCCAUCGUCUCGAUAAUGACAAUUUGACACCAAAAAACUUACCAACUUAUUCCAUCCAGAACAAUCUCCUAUCGCCCCCAAAUCUUGUCCCUUUACCCACCCACAUCAAACCCAAAAUGGCCGACCAUACGCUCACCCACCACUACCAGUCGACCAAAACCAUGACGUUCCAAAAACACACCGAAUCUCAUCAUUUCGCCUCGAAAGUUUACACUAAGGAUACCAUCGAUGCCUGCUAUGACCACAAGAAUCUCACAAACAAAUGCUUGAAUUACGACACGAAAAAUUACUCCUCGAAGAUGAACGGACAGAGCAAAACGACUGUCAAGGAAUUUGCUUCAAACACCGAAACGAAAUCGUUUAUUGAACAAAGAGUGGAGAGACUAUACGGACCUGGGGCUUUGGCACAGGGAUUUUUCGUGUCGAAGAGGCAGAAGUAUGGCGAUUCGGAAUCGGAGAAUGAGAAUUUAUUUGGGGAACAAAACGGAACGGAAUCGCCGAUGAAACAGAGUAAUAGUAGUCCGGCUCUACCCGUUUUGAGACACUUAAGGCCUGAGUUUCGAGCACAAUUGCCCAUUUUGAGUCCAAGGAAAGGGGUCGAGAAUUCAAUGCAAAAGAGUAGCACUGUGCCCACGUUGAAAGAUGAGGUCAAAGUUAACGGGCAUAGUAAACAGAUUGCGGCUAGUGAAGGGGAUAACGUUGCCAAGAUGACCAUUAAGGAAGAAACAGGUGAAAAGGACGGUCAUUACUUCUUGAAAAUCCUGCAGAACGAGACGAACCGACUUCUGCAAUCGGCUGACAAAGUGGACAGCGAAUUAUCUAAUAAUGAAUUGUCGGAGGAAAUCGUCGGGAAAAUUCAUUCAGCGUCGGGUAAAGCCAGACUUCUAGUAUCGCAAAAAAUGCAACAAUUCAAAGGAUUAUGUACGAAUAACAUCACACAGAGCGAAAAUGAAGCUUUCCCUACCACGAAUGAAGAUCUGCAAGGCUUUUGGGACAUGGUAAUGCUUCAAGUCGACCAAGUGGAUGCUCUAUUUAAAGAAAUCGAAACGCUGAAAGCCAACAAUUGGCAAGAGGUGAAACCAGAACCAGUGAACGUGACGAAUGGCAAAGCGAAGAAAGUAGUGAAUAGAGUGAAACCAAUGUCGGCAGCGAGCGAAGAAGCCCGGAAGAAGCGUGAAGCACAGAGGAAGCAUAUGAUUGAAGAAAGAAGGAAGGCGAUGAAAGCCCAAAAACCACUAGAAAGUAUUGAAAUAUUUGUGCCUGAAUCUAGCUGAAAUUUAUCAAAUUUUUAGAAGUCAUAUAAAAUAUUUAUACCUAUUGACUCCAAUAAUAUUUUGUGAAACUCCUUUUAAGAUCAGGUGGUAAAUGUAUAAAUAUUGUUUUUGAUGGUGUUUUUGAAAUUUUUGUUGUAUCGUGUAGUUUGACCUGCACUGAAUAAUUCAUGUCAAGACUGAGUUUGAAAUUUUUUAUCAGUAAUACUAAAAAAAUAACCAAAUAACUAGGUACCCCACUGGUACAUUCCCAGUGCUUUUACAAAACAGGUGUAAUUUUUUAUGUAAUUUUACCAUUUUGCAUGUCUCAUUUGUUGUGUAAUAUUAUAUUGUUAAAUUUUUUACUACAGUUGGGUUCCUUCCUCUUAAUUUUAAAAAUGAAGUCACUCUAAAUAUUUAUAAUUUGCAAAAUCAAAUAAGUAAGAUAAGAUGUACCAUUUAUUAUAUUCAA
Messenger RNA from Tribolium madens (black flour beetle), 2443 nucleotides. RefSeq lists its product as uncharacterized. Gene Ontology annotation, cellular component: glutamatergic synapse; postsynaptic specialization. Gene Ontology annotation, molecular function: molecular adaptor activity. Bases 37 to 1995 code for a protein of 652 amino acids. Gene Ontology annotation, biological process: signaling. The transcript is spliced from 6 exons. NCBI's taxonomy places the organism in Eukaryota, Metazoa, Arthropoda, Insecta, Coleoptera, Tenebrionidae. The record is from RefSeq and is a predicted model, not a curated record.